UGAGCUGCUUUCUUCCAGCAACUUUGUAAAUGUAUACACUUGCUUUAUAAUAACCACGUGGAGAGGUUCCGGCUGGCCGACAAAAUUUCCAUUUCGACUCCACUUAAAAAUGACCGAGUUAACGCCACAAUUAAACGGAGACGUAUGUGGUCCACCGCAUCUCCAAAUUUCUCCCAGUCCCCGACCUCUUAUCUUGCCGACUGGUCGACACCGCUUGGAAUUCCGGGGUGUUACCCGAAUUCCGAAAACGUUCCACACUCUACCUCACCUGUCCGGAACUCUCCCGCCAUCAAGACCACUUCACUGAAACCAUGUCCUUCUACCAGUUGCACAACGUCUCGAUCAAAUUCGGUUCGGAUUUGGACCCGGCUCAAAAUAUGGAUUACUCCUUAUUCCUGAAAACCCUCCAAUUCCGGAGACUCUCGAUCCGAAUCGGGGGACAGGCCGAGCUGGAUUUGUUACUGGGAAUUCUAUCCAGCUCGAGGGAAACGUUAGAAGAGUUAUCCAUGGAUUUUGACGCCUUCAAAGUUUCCAUGGAGGAAUUGCCGUGGAGUCACAAAUUUCCCAAAGUGACGCGACUUUCCCUCUCGAGACGGAACCCGGCCGAAGGGGAGGAUAAAAGCGGAAAUGAUACAUUUUUUACCGGAAUUCUGACAGCAUUCCCGGCCCUGAAGAAUCUAACCGUUUCUGGGAAUCUACUCCGUGUCCUAUUUUCCAGCAAAGAUUCCAUCAACGAAAGCACCAUCACCCAGCUAACUCUUCCCUGCAGCUCGGCUCCCCUAACUCCGGACGAGUUACACCCCUUACUCCAACUCCCCACCGGCCACCUUUCCAAACUAACUAUGACCUCGAUCCUAUCCCCGGAUCGAGCCAUGUCCGCCUUGUACAUCCUCCUCUCCCGCCACGCCGCCACCUUGACGGAGCUCAGUCUCCAAAUACACGCCCAAUUUGCCCCAGGAUUCCUUCUGUUCCCGGGGUUUCCUGCCUUGAAAAAAUUUUCAUUUUCCAUGCAGCCUGGCGACGUGGAGAUUUACUUUGUAAAACGCGCCUUCUCCACGGCCACCCCGGGCCGACAGGUGGGACUAAUUUUGGCGAAAAAUUAUUACGGUGGGAUCGACUACCGAUACCAUUUCCCAAAAUUGGAAAGUUUCCAAUGUGAUGCCCUUGGAGGACGGGGGACGUGGUCAGCGACCAGUUUUAAAGCCUGGUUUCCGUACGAUUUUCGAAAUCCGGCCUACGUUUGUAAGACUGUAAAAUAUUUUGAGUUUGAGGAACACGAUACGAAAGAUAAAUUAAGAGAGGGGAAGAUAUCCGAUAAGUAUACCCGACUUCCACGCCUUUUUCCGAACGCGGGUAAUGAGUAUGUUCAGUUAAUUAAGAAGUGUAGCCCAUAAUUUAGGAUCAAUUAGUAAUUAAUUACAUGUCCAAACCAAUAAUAUUUCCUAAUUAUACAUACGUAAAUUGUUUAAAUCAGAGUAAUCGGAUUAUUAAUUAUUUCCAUGAAAUAAUAUUUAAAAAUUAUAACUAACUUGUUUGUGUAAGAGUAGUCGGGCUUUUUGCGAGACCAAAAUCGUAAAAUUUGAUAUUUUCAUGUUAAAUAUUUCUAGAUUUUAAGAAGUGCAAAAAAAUGUUAAUUUUGUGUAGCUUACCUUUCGGUUGAAUUCAUUUAUGUAAUUUAAAUCGUAUUUUUUCAUAAGCGAGCUUUGCAUGAGGGACACAUUAAGUGAAAAGUUGCAAUUCGAGUCAGGCAGAAACCCAGAUAAGGGGCCAUCCAUAUAUUAUGUGAUCAAAAAUUACCUAUUUUAGCACCCACGCACCCCACGUUAAGCGGUGGGUAAUUUUAAUAUGGGAAAGACAAGAAGAUCCAAACCACCAACCCACAAAAAUGAUGACGUACUAUAUGGACGUUCCCUUUUUUAUCUUCUUUAUCGCUACAUGAUACAGGCCAAGUCAUACAUAGAAAACCUGGUGUAUUGACGAGAACUUGGCACAAAGUAUGCACAGUCGGGCUGGUAUAGAGCCAGAUGAUGAUCAGACCGCGGUUAUCUAUGCGGUAUGUAUGUAUUUAUGACUUUGAAAUACCAAAUCAGAUCGUACUAAAAGUUCGUAUAUCCAUAUUUUCUGUAUUUUAAAAUUUUAGUACAUAUUCCUUUUUUUCAUAUUUUGAGGAUUUUUCAUACAUACAUAUUUUUGUAUGUUUCGACUAUUUUUCCAAGUAUAAAUAUUCUAAUAGAUAUUUCAAAAAUUUUGAUGUAAAAAUAUUUUUCUUCAUUCAGAAAUUAAGGUUUCCUCGCAACUAUAUUCUUAUAAAUAAAGUAGACAAUUUAAGUUGAAAAACAUGCCUAUUUUAUGUGGAUAUUUUCCGGGUUUUUAGGCACAUAUUAGUACAUGCACAUUUAUUUUGCACAAUUCCAUAAGUCCAUAUAUAUCCACCCUCUGAUGAUGAUGGACAAAACGGAGGCAAAGUCAUGCGGGAAAACUUCCCACAUUUCCCUUCUUUGUUUUAGUAUCUUUUUCUUCAAAUUAAAGCAAACAUUUAUUUCUCAUUUAACUAAUUGCUAUCCAAUUAACAUACGUAUGUCAACUUCCAUUCGAAAUUCCUCUUUCGCUCUUAUCACAGGUUUGUGUUGCGAAUAACCAUUUUUAUAAGUAAGUGUAACAAUAAACAUAUUUAUUAUGAAAAUAAAAUUUACACGUGAUUUGCAAAUA
Molecule: messenger RNA, 2709 nt
Organism: Folsomia candida
Lineage: Eukaryota; Metazoa; Arthropoda; Collembola; Entomobryomorpha; Isotomidae
Exons: 4
Coding region: 312-1394 (360 amino acids)
Source: RefSeq, a predicted model, not a curated record